AAAUCAAUUGAGUUAGGUAAUUAGCGGAAAAAUCCAUCAUGUUGGGCGAAAGUAGGUCUGGCAUUGUUUGGUCUAAACAUCUAGUCUAGUCAUUAGCCCGUGAGCGACCUGGGCUAAAAAUAAACACAACUUAAGAAUAUUGGUAACAUCACUAGCUUAGUAGAUUGUAGAUACUCAAGAAUCCGUCGACGUCGACGAUUUUCUACUUUUACAGUCAGAAAAAUUUUUGGUAAUGACAAGUAAAGAAUGAAGUUCAACUAAUUUGGACGGCUAAUUACUCUCCCUUGUACUGCGAGUAAUGAUUGCGGGUUUAACUUCAACAAUUAAACAAACUCCAAACUAGACAGAUAAAUUAAUAAUUAUUGCGAGCCACAUUCAUUUUGUAAUGACACCCAGAUGGAAUAAAUUACUAUUUUAAAAUUUAUGACCUAUAGAUAAAGCCCAAAAAAGGUUUAACUUUAAGCUGCUUCUGUCACAAUAGUUUAAAUUAUGUUUUGUUUGUAAAACAUGGAAAAUUUCCAAUGAAAUAUAUUGUGAAAUUAUUUAUGGUAUCGUAUUAACAUUGAAACGUUUAAAUAACAUUAUGAGUCAGCUGACACACGUGUAGUAUAAUCAUCAUUCAAAUGUGCAUCAGAAGUUCAUAAACUAAAACUAUCCGUGUCAUGUCAUUAAAUACUAGGAAAACGAAACAUUUGGCCCGAGGAAUAAACGAAAUGUCAGAUAAAUCAUACGACCACCGCGACCGAAAUCUUGAUAAAACAACAGCUGUCCAUCGUAAGUAAAUUAUUAUGAAAAAAAUUAUGCAAUUUUCCCAAAACAAUAUCGAAAGAGAAAACCAAAUUUCUUAAAGUUUUCAUGCAUGUUGUUGUACUGAGCAAAUCGUAUUUAUCAAUCCUUUCACGUGAUGACCAUUCAACCCUUCCGGAACGAAGCUCUAUCUAUUCAGGCGAUGAGUUUCCGUUAGAUAAGUUUGUCUGAUUCAAAAGGGAUUGUCUGGAAUCGGCGUUAGUGAAGUGCCGCGAACCGGGUCGUCGGACGAAAUACACCGGGUACCCGGCUCCCGAAUGUUUCGGUGGGAGACGGCGGCUCGCCAGUGCCACGGCGGGAGAGCUCCUGAGCGGCCGCUUGUCGCUCGCUCCCGACACCAAUCCGCGUCAACCUCACCUCUACGAAACAUAGUACUACCAAUGUUCCCGUAAUACACUGUUACUUUAUAAAGUUUCAUAAAACAAGUUUUGAAGUGUCUGCCAUGUAUGUAACUAACAUGACUCUUCUGAGUUCAUAACAGCGCGCUGCUACGAUCGGUGAAGAUGACGCGGUCAGCGACUACGUCACCUCCUCAGCGAUUGCUGGAGCGGUUCGUGAACAGCACGCCGGCGCCCACCACCGCGGCCACGGCCACCAAUGUUGGUGCUGCCGUGCCCAAGCCCAGCGCCAACAACAAACGGCCAACACCAAUCAUCAUAUAUCCUACGGUGACGCCGGAAUCGAUAGUAGUGCCGAUUGUAUCGUGUAUAUUCGGCUUUCCUUUGUUAGCACUCACCGUGAUCUGCUGUUUGAGACGGAGGGCCAAGUUAGCCCGGGAACGUGCGAGACGCCGGAACUGUGAACUUGAUCGUGGAGAACUGUCAGUUGUGAAGAUGUCUCCUGUGAAGACGAAGCCGCGGCCGGUUAGCCUGAUCCGCUCGCCGCGCCCCCCGCCCACGCUCGAACUGGACACCGUGCUCGAAGAAAGAUCUGACCCUGAACAAACUACACUCUCACAAGUCGAGAUAACACCAGAUCGGGAGGUGGGUACCAUAAUCUUCGGUGCUGUCGGCGCGAUGGGCACAGCAGCGGCAGCAGCGGUGGCCAACCGCGACAGCUAGCGACGUGGCUCGGUGCAGCCCGGCGCACGCUCGCCGCUCUGGGCCGCACUGACCAGCCAGCCACUCGACGAGGACGAUGUCGACGACGACGAAACAGCUGGCGAUGACAGCUAGCAGAUAGACGAGCGCUCAAUAGUCGACAUCGGCGAGCGCAUGAAACUAUUCCUGGACAUUCCACUUAGAUUCUAAAGUGACCAAUUAAAAACAAACAAAUAUCUACAAGUGUUCCAAAGUGAAAUCAAUUAUAUCUUAUAUCAGAUUUCUAAACGUGUUAAUGGAUUCUUGAGCGGAAAUUCGAAUUAAUCGGUUUCAUCACGAAUUAAUUGACUAAGUACCGAAUAUUUUAAUGUAUUGUACUUUGUAUCGAUUUCUCUUACAAACAUGUAAUAAGAUAAUACAGUGAGCUGAAUUAAUGGUUAAUGUAAUGGUCGCAUCUGCCCCCUAAAUAAACUUAACAUACAUCAAGUUUAAAAUCAGACACAAUGAAGAGUAGAGUCUCUAUGGCCUGAGUGUCAUCAAAUGAAUUAAAAAAAAACUGAAACUACUAGAGUCGAUCCGAACAGGUCUUUCGUGGUGAUUGAUUACGAAAUUCACUUUAAAUAAUAUUGAUUUGCGUAGUCGAGAUUUUUAUGGCAGCUUUAGGUACUAAAGGUGUAAGCGCCUCGAUAGGCUCAUUGUAAUAAAGAUUAUUAGAUUUGAAAUGAACAUUGUCAAUGAACCGAAACUUGCUAGAUAUAUUUAUUACUGCCUAAGAGGUUGUACUAUACAAAGUAUGUUUAAGACCCCUAGAAAAGCUAUUAACGUACAGUACCUACCAAUCUUUGUUUGAAAAUAAUUAAUUAUAUUAAAAGCUGUGUACUCUAUCAUUAAUUCAAGACCCUUUAUUUAAUGUAAAUAAUUAAUUGAAUACGAACUACCCAGAAAUUGUAUAUAAAUAUGUUUAAAAAUUUGUAAAUAAUAUUUGGCACUAAUUUAAAUGUUGCACAAACCUUCGUCUUAAAUAAAGUUGUGCAAAGCACGAAGUUAAAUAAAAUGCUGAACAAUGACUUGUAAACAUCCAUGUUGCGACCGUGUAGCUUAAUUUACUAUCGAAUAUCUUUGACGUACUUCAUAGUCGGCCUAAAAACAUUUGCAAGCAAUAAAAUAUUCAAUACUUAAACAUCGAUUCUAACUCGCACUACACUUAAUGAGUAGACAAACAGAGCCUACUCAAUUCAAUGCUUAAACUCUUCAAAUACAUUCGUGUGGGUCGGGCACUCGGGUCAAUAAAUGACCUUAUCAUCAAUAAUGUUCUGUGCCAAAUGUUUCUGUACUUGCUAGGUACCGGUACAAGCUUUAAUCUUGUAUUGUAUUGGCAAGCCAAGCUAAAACACGCGUGUUUCGGUCGCUCGGCUCGUGCGGGGUCAUUGAAUUUUACAAAAUCUAAUUGAUUUAACGAACCCCGAUAUUGAAGGGUAAGGCCGGUAUUUAAAAAAAUCAAAAUAGUAAAAUUAUUCCAUUCAAGACGGUCAUGACUGUGUACAUGCCCAGCUGUGGGCUUUGUAGUACUGAAGACAAAACUACAAUCUAGAGCCAAACAAAUAGGUAUAUAGUUCAUUAAGCUACGUUCAAAAUGCGACAUCGAUAAAAAUGAUCAAUUUAAAACCAUGCAAUCACACCUAGAUUGACCUAGAACAAACUAGGUAGAUGUAAAUUAACGGUAUUCGUUAGAUAACGAAAUGUGUAGGAAAGAGUGGAAAUAUAGAGGAAGAAAUAGGAAAGAUAGAUGUAUUAGGAGAUAGAAAAGUUGCUGAAGAUAACGAGGAACUUCCAUCGCCUCUCAAAGCACCUAUAGUUGUGGAAAAGAGAUAGAGCAUCACAUAGCGUAGAUUCUCUCUCUCACCAUUGCAACAGAACUCUUUGAAAGGUGAUUGUAGACCCCAGAUCCAAAGACAAGUAGUCGCAUAAGUACAAUGAGACCAAACCAACGUUACUUAAAAAUAUAAAUAUCUCGUAUAGGUGUGCGAUACACAAUAUACAUGUAAUCUAAGAUACUAAUGAAUAGAAAUCCGAAUUUUUAUUCGUAAUAUCAGCUUUAUAGAUAAAGUAUUGUAAUACAUUAAGUAAGUCACGUGUGAACAUUAUUCAUUCAAAUUUUAGUACAAAAUUACUAACUACCAUUUUAACAUACGAUGUUCUGUGGAAACCAUGAAAAUAAAGUUAUAUAACCUUGCAUAAGUUUAUUGUUAACAUUUGAAAAAAAAACCAAUAGUAUAUUUUUUGUUGCAGCCUCGCAAGGUAUUCAGAUAUAGUUCCACAUAUUGAAAGCCUAAAAAACGACACGUAAAAAAAUUGUAUUCAUGGAACCGAAAAAAUACAGACGAAACAACAAACAAAAACAUUUUUUUUUUAAAUAUGUAUGUACGUACAAAACGUACCUAUCAUAAAAAAGCAAAUGCAUUUUUUUUUUAAUUUUGUGCGCUUUAUUUGUGUAUAGAGCGCAGAUAAUUUUGAAUUAAGAAUGCUGUAAGACAACCCACUCAUUACACAGGCUUUACAUUAAAAAUAAAUUAUAGAAUUGCGUAUGUGCGAUCUGUUGGGAAAUAACGGACUAUUACAAAAUUUUGGUGAAAUUACUCGUAUUUUUGUGUGAUAUUAAUUACCAAUAAUCUUCGGCAGGAUAUUUUUUAAUUUAGGAAAAAAUAUCAUUGUUAUACAACUUCGUGGAUUUUAAAAUUAAAAAAAUAGACAAAAGCCUUAUUUUUAAAAUCGUGUUACAUAAUCUGCCUAUCUUGCGAGGUGUCUCACGCUCCAUUUACCGACGUAUAUGAUAAAUAGUACCUUUAAUGUGUAUGUUUCAAACAAAAUGAAUGUAUCAAUAGAUUAAUAAAGAUCGUUUGUGUUA
This is a messenger RNA of Trichoplusia ni (cabbage looper), 4752 nucleotides long. RefSeq lists its product as uncharacterized. Lineage: Eukaryota; Metazoa; Arthropoda; Insecta; Lepidoptera; Noctuidae. The record is from RefSeq and is a predicted model, not a curated record. The transcript has 5 exons. Bases 1311 to 1868 code for a protein of 185 amino acids.